GUGAUGUUCCAGUUGUCUGUCAGCGUUGAUUAUGGCUCCAGCAGUGCAGAUUCUGGUCCACAGCGUUCUUCCCAGUGAGAAUGUAGUUGCUGCUAGUGUGCCGUUUGGGACUGAAAUGUAUUUCCAGAACCAGGUGUCUCUGCAGUUUUCUCCGGCUACGGCGGUUCCUGUGGAGGGAAAUGUUCUGACGGUUUCUGCUCAAGCAGGAUCUCUGCGUGGUAGAUCAGAGCAUCCGGAUCCUGGAGCCAGGAAGACAUCUGAGUGCUGAGAGGCUGUCUGUGUGCCUCAAUCAGGUUUUUUGUUUGGGCUUUUAAUCUGGAUAUUUCAGUGUGUGGCACUUCUGAUUAGAAUGCCACUUCAGUUUAUCCCAGUGUCUGAAGUACAAGGGCCUGAGUUUUUAUCGCAACUUCAGUGUCGGUAUGUCUGUUAAUUAAAUUCUUGCUCUAGAAAUUGAUACAUGACUUAAAGAUAAAAUGAAAAAAUUUAGUAUUGUGUUGUAAUGGUCUAUAUUAGCUUUCGUUACUGAAUGUGGUCUUUUAAUAUGACGGUUGAAAGGACGUCCGUCCGUCCUUCCG
Molecule: messenger RNA, 575 nt
Organism: Pimephales promelas (fathead minnow)
Lineage: Eukaryota; Metazoa; Chordata; Actinopteri; Cypriniformes; Leuciscidae
Product: alpha-2-macroglobulin-like protein 1
Source: RefSeq, a predicted model, not a curated record